CCCAGCGAAGUUCUCUGAAGCCCCCCAGCAUGCACCUCGCGUUCCUACGGCACCUAGACUACGCGUCGUACACCCUGGCUGAGAUCUCUGCCCACGGGAAAGUGUAGCUGGCAGGAAUUGUGCCGCCAAGGGCUAGCAAAUCUCCGCCAACAAAGUGCUUUUCUUGCAAAGCGGAGGAACUCCGCUAGUGUUCGCUGUAGAGCGAGAAUUGGAUCCGCCAGCUCCGUGGGUGUCACGUUGUACGGCGAUCGACGAAAAUGAAGCUAGUGGAGAGAGUACCCGGGGUGGCGGCGCUUCUUCUCCUCGCUGCCCCGUGCUCCAUUGGGGCCGGUGAAGUGUUGGUGACCUGCGGAAGCGUGAUCAAGCUCAGGCACGACACGACCCGCUUCCACCUGCACUCGCACGUCAUCAAGUGGGGCGGCGGCAGCGGGCAGCAGAGUGUGACGGGGCACGGCGGCGAGGACGACCAGGGCUCUAUGUGGAUCGUAAAGGAGGGCGACGGAGCGUUGCCGUGCGAGGUGGGACAGCCCAUGGCGUGCGGCAGCGUGGUGCGGCUAGAGCACGUCUCCACCGGGAAGAACCUGCACUCUCACAACUUCAAGUCUCCGCUAACGCGUGGCCAGGAGGUCAGUGCGUUCGGAGACAGCGGCGAGGGGGAUGCGGGAGACUCGUGGGAGGUUACGUGCGUUCACAAGGGCAGCGAAAACUGGGCACGAGACGAGUCCGUCAGGCUCAAGCACGUCUCCACCAAAAAGUACCUCCACACGACGAGCGGGAGCAAGUUCACCCAGUCGAAUUGCCCCAACUGCCCCAUCAUCGGGCAGAGCGAGGUGACCUGCACUGGAUCGGCCACCUCCUCUUGGAAGGCUGACCAGGGAAUCUUCCUCGGCGCGACGUCUUAAAGGCUUAAAAUACAGAACCAAAAACCAACAGUCAAGAUAUCAUCUAGCAUGAAUGAGAGACUGCUGCUUUGUAGGCAGCAUUUUCCAGGACCGUCUCUGCUGUGUGUUCGUGUGUGUUUGCGUCGACACCGCUCGCGAUAAGCGUGGUUGUCGUCCGCGAUUGGUUCAGAACCAAGUUCAAGCCCCCCAAUUACAGCCGGUGAAAAACGAAUCUCUUUGCUCGUUUCGCUGAGAACUGGUUUGGAGGGGAGGGGCAACCUUCUCGCGCUGUUCAAAGGGGAAGGGGAACCUGCAGGUAGCUGUUAUGUAUCACACGUUCGUGGCCGAACCCCACUUGUGCGCCGGGCACACACGUUGGUUCGUGGUGUCGUCGUUGUCGUGCAGGCAUCUACUAAGAGCUCUCGCCGCCGCGUCGCGUAUCGUCGACCAUAGACUUUUGAUACGGGUGUUUGUUCGGACUCGGUUCUGAUGGAUACACAUGCGUGCCUCCUCGGGGCACAUCCUCGCCAGUGUCGUCGGAGUUUUGCCGCGUUUCGCUCUCUGCCUGCACGUCCGUGAUUGCCCUUGUGUCGGGACUUCUUGACAUGCCUGGAGGCGACGUUCCUUGGGGAUGGGAGAGGUUCCUUCGGCGGUAGCUUUCGGUCGUGAUCCAGCGUUGCCGUACGUGAGUUUCUUGUUCCGAUCUCGGACACGUAGCAGGUUCCUGAGGUUUAUGGUGUAAACCGACCCCCACUGCAACAGGUGCGAGAAAACGGCGUUUGUUUUUGGUUUUCUUCAUGUGUCCUAAUCGUAACGUUUCAGGACAAAAAAAACGGGCGGUAGAAUAUUAUGCGGUUGUAUUUUAAGAUUAUGAGUUGUGCGAUGAAUUAGCGUGCACCUUCCGCCCCUCUAAUUUUUCGUCGGGCUGCUUUGGCUUGUGAUAGUACGGCAUUUGGCAGAAGGCUGGCGAUACGAGUGGGUAGACACGAUAAACAACCAGCACUGCAAUGCUGUGUGCCUUUCUUGCGGCUGGUGCAGUUUGGACGAGUGACCGUGGACCGGUGCAAACCUGAUGUCAUCGGUGCUGUGGAGGAGGUAUUUGUGGUGAAGUAGGACUACUGUAGGAAGGAAGCUGAGGAGGGGGGGGGGGUGACCACGCGUCCUCGGGAUGUAGGUGGUGGUUGGGGGAACCUUCACAAAGACGAACUGGAUGUAUUUUUGUUCGGUUGGAAAUAGUUGUGUGGCUAACUCCGUGGCGGAGAGGGAAAAGGGGGGGGAUUGUUUGGAGCUCGACACGUGGCUCGAUCGUUUCCAUCAACGGCAAAUAUUUUUCAACCGAGGGCUGUCCUAAGAUCGAUUGUGGGGUUUGGAAUUAGCUCGACGUCCUUGCACCCCUUAUCGUAGCAGCUCUGUCACACUUCCUGGAUUUGGGGAUACAACGAAGGUCCCUCGCGGCCUGUCCAGGGUUCGCUUGAAGUUCGCAAUCAUAAGAAACAACGCCAUGAACGGGGAAAAAGAAGGUAUCCUUGAGCUUUGUUUUUCUCCAAGUGGAACACAAAGUUUAAUUUUUCUCCGAAUGAUGGCAUUAAACCUCGUUGAAACCC
Messenger RNA from Ectocarpus sp. CCAP 1310/34, 2485 nucleotides. The record is from the annotation of a GenBank genome assembly. Lineage: Eukaryota; Phaeophyceae; Ectocarpales; Ectocarpaceae.